Lolium rigidum is the source of this 2573-nucleotide messenger RNA. Its product is annotated as transcription factor bHLH140-like. The coding region runs from base 86 to 2407 and encodes 773 amino acids. Gene Ontology annotation, biological process: double-strand break repair; single strand break repair. The transcript is spliced from 6 exons. The record is from RefSeq and is a predicted model, not a curated record. Lineage: Eukaryota; Viridiplantae; Streptophyta; Magnoliopsida; Poales; Poaceae. Gene Ontology annotation, cellular component: nucleus. Gene Ontology annotation, molecular function: single-stranded DNA binding; DNA 5'-adenosine monophosphate hydrolase activity; single-strand break-containing DNA binding.
CGCCCUCGCCCUCCCAUCCCCUUCGUCUCCGCCGCCUCGCCCAUCGCCAUAGCCGAUUUCCUCCCCUCUCAAGUUCCUCCGGGAGAUGGACCCCGACGCAGGCGCGGGCGCGGAGAUGAAGGGGGGCGUCGGCAAGCAGGUGAUGGCGAUCCUCGUCGGCCCCCCGGGCAGCGGCAAGUCCACGUUCGCCGAGGCCGUCCUAAACGCCGCCAGCGGCCGCCAGUGGGCCCGCGUCUGUCAGGACACAAUUGGAAAGGGCAAAACUGGGACCAAGAUACAGUGCUUGAAGGCCGCAGCAGACGCUCUGAAGGAGGGAAAGAGCGUUUUCAUUGACCGGUGCAACUUGGAACGUGAGCAGCGUGCUGAUUUUGUGAAACUUGGCUCCACUCUACAAUCGGAUGUGCAUGCUGUUUUCUUAGAUCUCCCUGCGAAGGUUUGCAUCUCGCGCUCAGUUAGCCGAACGAACCAUGAAGGGAAUGUGCAGGGCGGGAUGGCUGCCAUGGUUGUGAACCGCAUGCUCAAGAAGAAGGAGACGCCCUUGCUCACUGAAGGUUUCAGUCGGAUCAUGGUCUGUCAGGAUGACGAUGACAUUAAGAAGGCAGUUGACACAUAUAGGGCAUUAGGGCCUUUAGAUAGUCUUGCUUCAGGAGUGUUUGGUCAGAAGAGUAAAGCGCCUGUACAAGCUGGUAUAAUGAGAUUUCUAAAGAAGGUAGAUACCUCUAGUGCUGAAAAAUCCAGUGGAGCUAUGCUUUCAUCAAGUGGUAGAAAGCCAGGGCAGCAAGGUACAUCACCAAAACAGGUCAACCUUGAAGCUGUUGGCGCCUCUUCAAUGGAAGUAGAAAACAAGUCGAAGAACAUGAAAAUAAAUGAAGGAAAGAGUAAAGAAAGUGUUUCUUCUGACAUCAAUUUGCACACUCUAGCAUUUCCAUCAAUUUCUACUGCUGACUUCCAGUUCGAUCUUGAGAGAGCGUCUGAGAUUAUAGUGGAUACAGCUUCUGAAUUUGUGCAGAAGCAUGAUAAUGGAAGACUAGUUCUUGUGGACUUGAGUCAGAAAUCAAGAAUAUUGUCGUUGGUCAAGGACAGGGCUGCUAAGACGAACAUUGACUCUGGCAGAUUUUUCACAUUUGUGGGGGACAUCACCCAAUUGAAGUCAAAAGGAGGUCUUCAAUGCAACGUGAUUGCUAAUGCUGCCAACUGGAGGUUAAAAGCAGGAGGUGGAGGGGUUAAUGCAGCAAUAUUUAAUGCUGCUGGAGAAGAUUUACAGCGUGCAACCAAGGAAUGUGCUGACACAUUGAGACCUGGUAGCUCUGUUGCCGUUGCGCUUCCAUCUAGUUCCCAUCUGCAUCAACAGGAAGGAGUGACCCAUGUCAUACAUGUUCUUGGACCAAAUAUGAACCCAAUGCGGCCAGAUUGUCUGAAGAAUGACUAUACCAAAGGGUGUAAGAUUCUUCAUGAUGCAUAUACUUCACUUUUUGAGAACUUUGCAUCCAUCGUCCAGAGCCACACGGUGAAGCAGAAUGAUGAAACUUCAUCAAAGAAGUCAGCGUCUGAAGUGAUAUCACCUAAUGAUUCAAAAAUGAAGCGACAGGACAGCCAUGAUUCUGAAAGGGCCAAGAAAUAUAAGUUGCUUCCACCUAUUUUGACAUCAAGGCAAAACCAUGAGCACAAAGGGAGUAAUACACAAAAUUAUAAUGAUAAGUCCACUGGAUCGUCUGAUGCUCUGAAUCAAACUAGAGAGGAAGACAGCAAGAAGAAUGGUGCGGUCACCAAUAAGACCUGGGGAUCCUGGGCACAGGCUCUUUACGAGGUUGCCAUGCACCCAGAAAAAUACAAGAACUCAGAUUCUAUCCUGGAGACAUCUGAUGAAGUUGUUGUUCUAACGGACCUCUAUCCAAAGGCCAAGAAGCAUGUGCUGGUGAUAUCUAGGAGAGAUGGUCUUGAUUCUCUAGCAGAUGUCAAGAAAGAGCACCUGUCUUUGCUGAGGAGUAUGCAUUCAGUUGGGGUGAAGUGGGCACAGAAGUUCCUAGAGGAAGAUGCAUCUCUGAUAUUUAGACUUGGAUAUCAUUCGGUUCCAUCCAUGCGGCAGUUGCACCUUCAUGUUAUAAGUCAGGAUUUCAACUCACCCAGCUUGAAGAACAAGAAGCACUGGAAUUCCUUCACCAGCGCGUUCUUCCUUGACUCUGUCGAUGUCAUGGAGGAGAUCGACCAGCAAGGAUCCGCAACCAUCAGCCCUGACGAGAAACUUCUUGCAAUGGAGCUGAGGUGCCACAGAUGCAGAAGUGCCCACCCGAACAUCCCCAAGCUCAAAUCCCACAUCGCAGCCUGUAAGUCCUCAUUCCCCUCCCAUCUUCUGAAGAAGGACAAGCUGUUGUCGUCAGAUUCAACACCGGGUAUGGACUGCGCUUAGAAGAGUGAACUCAACAGAACAGAAUGAUCCUUGUAAGCACAUUUUGCAUUUCGUGCUGUUAGAAAGGAUGGACCACUUAUGGGUUUCUCUGCCAAUGUUGCACAAACAACUUCCUCUGACGUUUGCUGAGCUUUUGUAAAUGUUCAUGUCCUAUUCUGCAUUCCAU